AUGGUCUACGUGAGAUUCGCCUCCGUCCUUGCGAUGGCCUCGAUGGCCAUGGUUGCUGUCGCCGCCGACAGCGACUCGCCAACCAAGAUCAAGAACCCCAUCACCACACCCACAGUCACCCUGCCCGCCAGUGCCAUGACAAGUAUCGGAUGUUUCGCAACAGGGACGCCGCUAGAAAACCAUGGACCAUACAACUUCCAGUCGCCUGGUAACUGCCAACUGGUAUGUCUCCAACUCGGCAAGGACGUCAUGGGUCUUUCAGACGGUGUCGACUGCUGGUGUGGAGACGAAAUUCCUGCCAAAGCAUGGCAAACCAAGAACGAGACAUGCGGUACCACCUGUGCUGGAGACGACACAUCUGGCUGUGGUGGAAAGGGCGCACUGUGGGUUGUACUCACUGGCAACACAAGAAACCCAGUCGACUACUUCGAACCCCCAGUAUCCAGCAGCAGCUCAGCAGCACCCUCAUCAACAACUCCUGCCGCAACAUCGACUGCCGCUGCCUCCGCAACUGCCUCUGCCACUCCAUCAUCCACUCCAAAGAACGACGCACCCAACACCGUCGCCAUCGCUGUGGGCGUGGUAAUCGGUAUCUUGGGUCUCGCCGCCAUCAUAUUCGGCGUAUGGUUCUUCCUCCGCAGGAAACGCCAACACCAGGCUGAAGAAGACUAUCGUCGAAACGCCGCCAAUGUCAACCAAUUUGUUAACGGAGGCAAACUCCACACCAGCAACUCGUCCAUGAACGACUCACGCCUGGACCCAAGCUUUGUCGACCGGAGGCAGAGCAACGGCAGCAUUGCAGACAACGAGGACUACUCGAGGCGGAUAUUGAAGGUCACCAAUGUUUGAGUGCCAUGACCAAGGCAAUUUGCGCAUCUCUGCGCCAUUCAUGUCGACUCGUUCUUGACGACUGGAGUUGCUCACGAACGCAUCAAUACCCCGAUACCGCACACAUCUAAUCUCCUUCACCUCAUGUCUCGCACUACGGUGUGCGCGAUCACGCAUUGACGACGAGAGUAAGAAUCAUCUUGCGAUUUAGCCCGUUACUAUUCAGCACGACGGAAUCAUCAAACCGUUGAACUAGCAUUGGACGGGGAUAAGAAACAUCUCUGUCGGCGAAGAUAUCUUUUCCUCUCCUGUGUUAUAUCCCAAUCUUCUUUGUUUCCUUUAUCAUCUAGGCGUUUGUGGGGUGUUAGAUACCGGCAAUUGAAUGGGCAAACUUUACAACUA
Pyrenophora tritici-repentis Pt-1C-BFP is the source of this 1230-nucleotide messenger RNA. RefSeq lists its product as uncharacterized. NCBI's taxonomy places the organism in Eukaryota, Fungi, Ascomycota, Dothideomycetes, Pleosporales, Pleosporaceae. The record is from RefSeq and is a predicted model, not a curated record.